Molecule: messenger RNA, 2035 nt
Organism: Sabethes cyaneus
Lineage: Eukaryota; Metazoa; Arthropoda; Insecta; Diptera; Culicidae
Gene: slv
Product: sugar transporter SWEET1
Exons: 5
Coding region: 239-931 (230 amino acids)
Biological process (GO): carbohydrate transport
Cellular component (GO): membrane
Molecular function (GO): sugar transmembrane transporter activity
Source: RefSeq, a predicted model, not a curated record
CGAGUGAUUAUAUUUUUCAUAUUUUUUGUUCAAUUUCCUUUAGUUUUUUUUAACAACACAUUUCAUUGAUUACACUAUAAACAAACUGAAGAAUUUACGGUUGAUUACAGGAAAGUGGCAACGUGUAAGUCUUAGCUCGAGUUGUAUAAUUACUCGGUCUCAGUAAUUUAGUAGACUGUAUGAUAAUUGCAAAAUAAUCUUGGUCGCAUGGUAUAUCAGUCACAGUGCCGCUGUUAGAAUGGAUGGCUUAUCAUUGAAAGAUAUCUUAGCAGCCACCGCUACCAUAUCAACAGUAUUACAAUUUUCAACUGGAUCGAUAAUUUGUCUGAGAUAUAUCAGAAAGAAGUCGACAGGGGAAACAUCUGGUUUUCCAUUUGUUUCCGGAUUUUUAUCUUGCUUCCUGUGGUUGUAUUACGGCAUUAUUACAAGAGAACACACCUUAAUCUUCGUUAACACAAUUGGUUCAGUAUUAUUUUUUUCUUACAUUGUAACUUAUUUUAUCUUCUCCGUAAAUAAGGGUGCAGUAAUACGGCAAACCUCCGCGGCUUGCAGUUUUAUUUUAGCAUGCACCAUCUAUUCCAACUAUGAAGCUGAAGUAGAGAAAGUUGUUAAAGUAAUAGGCUUGAUAUGCUGUUGCGUUGGUGUUUUAUUUUUCGCAUCACCUUUGACGAAGCUUGCACAUGUGAUUCGAUCAAAAAGCACGGAAAGUCUUCCAUUUCCAAUUAUUAUUACUUCGUUUUUUGUUUCACUGCAAUGGUAUAUUUAUGGAUUGCUCAUUGAAGAUGGAUUCAUACAGAUUCCUAAUCUUCUUGGCUGUAUUCUAUCGUCGAUUCAGUUAUUGCUUUAUGUUAUAUACCCAGGUCGAUCCCGUUAUCAAGCACAAAGUGGUCCUGCAUAUCAACCAUUAAGACAUGAAAAUGAAGUUCCUUAAAAACGAGAGGGAGAGUCUUAGUAGAGCUAAAUAUUAGGAUAGUGUUUUUAAAUAUAGAAGAACUUUGCACAGUUGUCUGGAAUGAAACGUAUGGAAAAAUUUUGGUUUUUUGUUGAAACUACAAGCAAGUUAGCUCUAUAUUGACUAAGAAUAGAAAGCGGUGAUAAAAAUUUAAAUAAGGUGCUCCUAGAUUCGCUAUACAAUUUUCUCAGAUGCACCCUAUGCUAUGCCCUCAAAAAUUUAAUUUUCAACGUGAGACUUUGUUAUCUUUAACAAAGUAGUUCAUAAUAAAUUUCUUUUGAAGGUAGUAAAUAUGUUACUUUCAAUCAAACAUUAUUUUUACGGUUUAUAAAAAGUUGUAAACUACUCUAACGUUUUGACCGUAAAUGAUUUGAGACAAUAUAAGCUAACUCCUAUAUGAUUAUUUCAGUAAAAUAUCAAAAGACAUUGAUUACCAUUUUGAAAUGUAUUGCAUUAUGGUGGCACAGUUUAUUUGACCAAACUGUUGAAGCUCUUUGGAAUAUCGUCGCAAUUACAAUCUUAAAAUUACAGCUAAUACCGAUAGUGCAAAAUAACGAUUCGCUGGUUACUGUAAAGUUGCUAUCACCAAAUGGCAUUAGAAAAUUAAAGGGGACAGAUAAACCAACUCUCAAUGCAGUUUCCUAAUAACAACUUAAGUUUCAUUACACUCUCAUUAUGGUUUCGAUGGUCAAUUCUGCCGUUAAAAGUAUUUAAUAAAACCUGGGUUAUUACAUAUUAUAAGGCAAACUGACUUAAUCAUCAAAAUCGAACGCAUGUCCAUGGAUUAACUUAAAAUAUCAGAAAAGUUUAUGCAGAUCCGUUGAUACAAAUUAGUUCACUAAUCAAGGAAAAAGUGGGUUUAUGGAGAUCUAGAUUAGUGUAUAACUAUGUAGACAUGGUAGGAUUCUGAUAAAAUGGCAGAGGUUUUCUAGAAUCGCUAUUUCCACCAAUGCCAAGAUGUUCACGAAUCGAAAUAUCGAUAGUCUUCUGGGUCAAAAAUGUGGUUACCAUAAUAAACAGUCAUUGUGAUAAAUUUUACAUAAAAAUACAAAGUGAUACAAAUUAUUUGUAGUCAAUAAAUAU